UAUGUGGAACCAAUUCAAGCGGAAAUUAUCUUGGGCGUGGCAAAUAAAAUGGCGGAAUCCCAGGAGGAAGAUCAUGGAAGUUACAGAGAACUGCUAAAAAAAAUAAGUCACCCUCUGGUAGAUGUCAGGUCCAGAGCUUUGAGGAGCAUCAAGUUUAAACUGAGCAGUGGACUCAUCACAGCCUCGCAGCUAUCCAAUGAGAGGCGCUUCCUGAUACACCUCAUGGAGUGGUUCAAUCACGAGAAAUGGAUACACGAAGGACUAGCACUGGAAAUACUUAGAGAUGCAACUGAAUUUGAGGCGGCAGUCACAACGCUCCAGGAAGUGGGUGGGGUCGAGUUCCUCUCUCAGUUGAGACCUCAUGUCAAUCCUUCAUGUCAAGAAAUGGUUGACGAAAUGUUAGAGAAACUACUGCACCUUCCAUCAUCUUUUACUGAUCAUAGUCACACCAGCAGCAGUAGCCAUCCAUCCAUUGGGAGUGCUUCCCCUAUUACGUCUCCAUCUUUUAACCACACCCAUAUCCACACCCACCAAACAGCAUCCCCUAAUUCAGACCACACCCAUUCAACUCUUAGUAUCGGCAGUAAUCUCUCACAAACUCAUUUAUUGUCUAGUGAUGGUCCUAAGAUUGAUUCUGUUUUGGCCACACCCCCUCCUACUCGUGAUUCUUUGAACAACAGUUACGAUGCUACCCUAAAGUUAGGGUCAUUUCCAUGGUUACCGCUGUCGAAAGUUGACAUCAAAGUUUUGGGGAGUACAUUGUCACGCCUCCAGUCUGGUGACAGGGGGUGUGUCACCAGUACUUGGGGCUUCAUUGAGGAAGUGUUACUCAACGAUUUUCCUCCAGAAGUGUUCCUUCAAAGACCUGAUAUUGUUGAACAUCUUUUAGAAAAGUUAAAAGAAGAUGUCCACAUUAGGACAGGUGAUCACACUCCUCCUCUUUCUACUCUUCUCUCUCUUGUACACAAACUAACUGGUAGACUAGAAGUGCAGAUUAAUCCUUUGGCACAAGAUAGCCAUCACCUGUUUAGUUAUAAAUUAUUAUCAAAAGAUGUCGAGGAUCACCCCAAAGACAUGCUCAUUCAUCUUGCGUCUAAGGAAAUCAGCAUUCAAACAUUUUGCUGCAACGUUCUAUCUGUCCUUGUCGACCUGUUACUUCUCUCUCUUGAUCGACAUUUGCCUUGGCUCGAUUUUGGUUGCCGGAGUCAUGAUUUUCCUGGCGACGAGCUGUAUUCAAUGUUUGGGAGGUGUUUAGAGUGUUGCUCAUGUGUUUCAGAUCUACUACUUAUCCUUGUAAAGGGACACGGUCAGAUUUCAAAAGAGAAAAUCAUAGAGACACUCGAUGUCUUUGCUGGUGCUGUUAUUAAGUGUCUCUCGAAACUGAGGAGGUGUAGGGAGAGCGGGUUGACCCCUCACCUUCUCUUAAAGUUGAUAUGUCCACUAGCGGGUCUUUUGUCUUACUGGUUCACUCUACUCUUAUGCCAUUCCUCUCAUCUCUUUGAAGCUAAUGAUAAAUACUUGUUGUCCUCACAAGUUUGUGUUGUAUUCAAGGAGAUUCUCGCCGAUCCUUUUGUUAAUAUUAUUAUUAAUAGUAACAACGCAAUAUUAGGAUCAUUAGAUUCAUUCAUUCAAUCCACUGAUAAUGGACUCUGUAAUCUUUUAAUCAAGGAAAGAGCUCUUUGCUCGUCUUUUGAACAACUCUAUCGUUUUCUUUCAUUUUUUGACGAAACUAAACCCACUAAUAUUAUGCCCAUCCAGUUAUUGGAAGUAGCUGGGGACAGUUUGUCUGGUCUGUCUUUUUGUUGGGGUCCUAAUGAGAAGAGAUUUGUGACGCUAGCAAUUGAGAAUAUCAGUAAAAUAUUGCUUUCAGGUAAAGGGGAUGAUGUAGAUCUGAUUACGAAAUGUCACAAGUUCUUAAUUAAUUUAGCAUCUCAUGAAAGAAGAGAAGUUAAAAUGGCAGCCUACAAGUCAUACAAGGUCUUCUUAGAAGGAAGCUGCACAAGGCUGUCUCCUGUCCUGUUUCCUUCUGGGUUUGUCCUUUCCUUGUGUCAGGACAUGCUCUCUGAGGAUUUAAAAGGACUGGCAUUGCCUUUAAUAUCAAUGAUUGUCUUAGAUAUUAAGAAAAAUAAUGAUACUAAUAAUAAUAAUAAUAAUAAAGAGACUUGGGACAAGCAAUUGCAGACUUUAUUGCAAUCCUUACCAUUCGUUGAGUUUUCUGCUCAAUCUUCUCACGAUAAUGUGCUCCCUUUAAUUUAUAUUUUACUUGAUUGUGCCUCUUCCCAAAUAAGGACAUCCUCGCUCCUUCGCAUGCUCUACUCAAAGAUUAAAAGUAUUCGUGAGAAGUCAUUUGACAAGUUAAUGAGAGAGUAUGGAGAGAAAUCAAUGGUGGAUUUCUCUGAUGUUCUCCUUGUCUCAUCUCCUUUGCCUCCUUUAUUACAUUUCUAUUGUCCAUCACUUGCUCUUAGUUCUUCAACCUUUAAGUGUGAGGAUAUUUGCAAUCUUUUAUCAGUUGCUGGAUCUAUAAAAGUUGAUGUAUCAUUAAGAGUCUCAGCAUUGGAUCAACUGAGUAGUAUAUUAAAAGAUAUCUCUUUGCAUGAGAUGGCAGUCAGGGAAGGCCUUCUCUCUCUUCUCCAGAGGAUAAUCCUAACAGAUCAGACAAAGACUGUUAAAGAAAGGGAAGACAUUUUAUCCUCUUCUCUCAAUUGUCUCCAGCUGCUAGUCCUGGGCAGUGGUACAGUUAGGAAUGUCAUCGUGUCCAAUCAUCAGUUUAUGUUCACAUUAUUUAGAGUUUCAUUCAUAUACAAGUCUAUCAGGUGUCUAGUAUCACAGAUCAUAUCACUAAUAGUAUUUUCAGCUAUUCUUCAGUUCAGUCCUUCUCCUCCAGUCAACGUAAUAAAGAUGAACACCUUAUUCCUUCCACAUAUCCAGUUGCCAUUUUCUGUCCAGCCUUUGUCUCUGCCCACCAGUACAACUUCUCCCGCUCCAACUCAUAUGACAUCCUCUCCUCCUAAUCGUAGGAGACUCUGGCUUCAUUAUGCAUUAGCUGUUGCUAGGGGUGUGGACAAUAUCCCCUCCGCUAAUGGAGAGGGGGAUAGGAUGGGGGAGGGGCCGUUUCUAAAAGGGGAGGAGUUUCUUUUUGGUGAAGAUAUCACUAGACUUGAAUUGUCAAAUGUUCUAUUUGAUUUACAGUCUCUCCUAUACACUUCAUGUUAUACUAUGGCUGGAUAUUAUUUAAGUUUGCUUGCUAGACCAGUCAAGCGAGUUUUUCCUGUUUUCGAGUCUUUAAAAGUCUCCCUCUUGCUCUCCCCUCUCUCUGCCUCCUCCCACAAGAGCCUCUCGUUUAAUAUUCAAGAAGUAUUUCAAAAGUUCCUUACUAAAGCCCCAAAGACCAAGGAAGACGAAAACAUUGCAGUGUCUACCCUUAGUUGUUUAAGAUCCAUUUCUUCUAAUUUGAUUGGUCGAUCACAAUGGGAGUGGUUAUUGAGCUCGGUAGCUUCAAAAGAUGGUUUUCUCGUUAGACAUUUAUUUUGUAGAGAAGAAGACACGAACAAGGAGCUAGUGAAAGAGUUUCUUUUAUUUGUAUCUCAGUCAUUGACUGAGGCACCAGCUCAUAAUGUUUCAUUGCUACUAAUACUGACACAAGUCAUCAGCUCAGACUCAAAUGAUAGGUCUGUCUUAUAUUUGUCUCUUCAAUGUAUCCUUAAUAUCUUGAAGAACAUUAGCAGAAAUAAUGUGAAUUUUGACAGGAUUGAUGCAUUAAGUUCAUUAAUGGCCUCAGUAAGAAAGUUAAUAUGGUCAUCAGUGACUGAGAGAGGUACAUCCUUUGGCUCUUUUAUGCUAAAAGGAAUUACAAGAUUGUGUGUACAAUGUCUUUCUUAUUUAUUGUUCAUCAUACAUUCAAUGAGCAUCAGCAAUGACAAAGAUAAUAAUGAUACCAUUAUUAACUGGUUGGAUGAUGACAACAGCCUAUUAUGGAUACACUCAUUGCUCCAUGACAGAGACAAUCAAGUCUCCUGUGCUACAUACAGCAUAUUAUCAAUCAUUUCUUCACAAUCGAAUGGAGUCAAAGUGCUACUGAGAUCAUGGAAAGAACUCCACACUAACGGGCUGCUUGGAGCAAUGAUUGAUACUGGAAUGAGUCACACUGAAUCUGAUUGGAUUAGACAUCAAGCUUUUACCAUAUCAGUUAAUAUCAUAUAUCAUGGAGAGUAUGAUAAUGAUAUUAGUGAGCUAAUGGAGGAUACUGGAUUGAUGAAGUGCCUUUUAUCUGCUUUUGAUCAACUUAUUGCUAAUUGUGAUGAAAUACUAACUCUUGAGGAAGCAAAGAAAGUUAUACAAGAAUCCCAGUCGCUCGAUCAUCAGGACAAACAAGUUGAAAGGACCGGUCUGACUGGUUUUGUAGACUGGAAGGUCCUGACUUAUCGUUACUUCAGUGACUGUCAGUUUUUAGUAGUUUCUGGCAUGUGCCAGUUUGUGAGUAUUGCUCUAUCAUUAAAAGAAACUGCAAUAAGAGCUACCGUAUUGAAGGACAUGGUGACAUUUAUUAUUAGGCUACUAAAAUCUAGUAUUUUUAAAUUUAUUUUCAUCAUUUCUCCAUCACUGUGGGAUAAUCUAGCAGUGUCAUGGCUUGAUCUAUAUAUUAGAGUCAUAGCUUUGCUUCAUGUCAUUUCUGUAUCAACUAUCAACAGCUCUUGCAUUGAGUCACAUGAUCAAGGGAUAAUGUCACAUGACCAACUCAAAGCCACAGCAUCUCAUUCCCUCCAGUUAAUGCAAUGGAGGGAUAUUCUGCCACAAGGCUGUGCUUCAAAAUUUGAUGCGUUGUGUCUAGAGAUUGUUAAAUUUUUACGAGGACUGACGGAAGAAGAAAAAAAGAGAGAGGCCAUUUCUGAGAGAGAAGAGAUUGUAUGGAAGUGCUUGAUUGAAGAAUGGAAGAACUUCACAGAGUUGUUGGUGUACAGUCUAACAUUCGAGAUACAAGAACUAUCAGUAAACUGUCUGACACUUUUAUCUAGACUCCUAUCAAGAUGUCAUGUUAAAAGACCUCUCAGUUCAUCAUCUCAAGGCUCCAUCCUCUCACCUUCCUCCUCCUCUUCCUUUUCGUCUCUCUCUCCAUCAUCAUCUUCCAGUGCUUCCAGGUCCUCCUCUCUCUCUUUCUCUCUUCUCUCUGCUCUUGACAGUGAUACAGUGAGGGAGUUAUCAAUGACUUUAUGGGAAAAGUUUGAAGUCAAGCCAGUAGAAGGGGAAAACGAAAAACUAGCUCUAGUGAGAGAACUCUCAUGGAUUGGACUGUGUCUUUUACUAGCAUCAAGCCAGACAGCUAAAGAGAUUAUGAUGGAAGCUGGUCUGGUGGAAUCAGUGACUGAGCAACUUAUAUCACUUCACACUAAAUUGACUGUUGAUUCUCUAGCUAAAUCAUCUAAUAGGAAAAAAAAAACAGUAUACACUGAAGUUAAGGAAAUAGUCAAAUGUUUUAAACUCCUUCAGAAUGCACUUCAUGACAACAAUUCACUUAAGUUGGUAGCUGUUAAAGCUGGCCUCAUGAAUGCUCUCAGUAUUUUGUGGCCAUCGAUAGUUAUCAAUAUGACUCUACUCAAGCCAUUUUUACAGCUCCUAACUGUUUUUACUGCACAUUGUCCUGAGGCUCAUUUGGCUAUGUUGAAUGAUGGCAAAGGUCCUACAGUUGUUAGUGGCGUUAGUUUAUAUCAGCAGUUACUAAAGACAGCAUCAUUAUCCAUCCUAUCCAACAUGAAGAGCACGUCAACAGAUCAAUGCUCUCCACCUCCUUACUCUCUUGUCCUGGUAGAUCUAUUCUCUGUUUUAUGUAACUCUGUCUCUUCACAAGAAUGCAGAGCUGUUAUUAAAAAGACGAAUUUCCUCUCUUCAUUUCUCCUCAUUAAUCCUAAAGUUGAUCUAGCGAAACAUUCUGCCUCCUCUUCUCCUUAUCUUCUUGUCACUGAAUGGCUCCAUCUACUUGUUAACUAUACUUUCACUAAUGAUGGAAUGAGUUUAGUAGCCAAGCUACAAGGUUCAGUGGAUCUACUGUGUGACUUGUGGGCACAUUUAAAAAGGAGAAGAGACAAACUCAAUUGUGUCGCUAUAUUGAGAAAUCUUUGUUUCUAUGGCCCUAGCAAAGCUCCUCUUGCUUCCAAUGAGAAAGUGAUGGAUAUUUUUAUCAAAUGUUUGAAAACUGAAGAGGAAAAAUUUAUCAAAGUAGUGACAGUUGGGGUUCACUCUUUACUGUAUAAUUGUAGCAAGACAAAGGUUUUAAUAAAGCAUAAAUUUUUACACCAAGAGCUUUCUAAAACAUUCAAUUCAUUGAAAAGUGAAGGUACAUCAUGUAUGAUAUUAUUACCCAAUCAUUCAUGGAACUCUGAAAACUUAAAUUUUCUUUAUUCAGGAAAGGAUUUGGCAGAUCAAGUACACACUGUCUUAUCAAUGAUCGGCCAGUGAAAGUACUUGUAAUGUAUUAAUACUCAUACUGCACCAUCUGGAUGAGAGUGUUUAGCUGAACUGGUUAUAGAAUUAUUUAUUAAUAAUAAUUAUUCACUAUUAUGGCACAAAAAACAAUUAGCAUUAUUAUUUAAAAAAAUAAAUUAUAAUGGCCACAUUUUAUGCAACUAAAAUGUGACUCA
This is a messenger RNA of Amphimedon queenslandica, 6632 nucleotides long. RefSeq lists its product as uncharacterized. The coding region runs from base 49 to 6450 and encodes 2133 amino acids. The transcript is spliced from 34 exons. Gene Ontology annotation, biological process: centriole-centriole cohesion; centriole replication; ciliary basal body organization. Lineage: Eukaryota; Metazoa; Porifera; Demospongiae; Haplosclerida; Niphatidae. The record is from RefSeq and is a predicted model, not a curated record. Gene Ontology annotation, cellular component: centriole; centrosome; ciliary basal body.